GUUGCUCUUCACGCUUCGACAUUGGUAAACCGUCAGUGGUGUGAAUAUGCUAUCAAGCAUUUAUGGAAAGAACCGUUUCGUUUGGUGUUGGCUCUAAAGGAAAGCGUUGAUUAUGGCGCUCGCGAUCGCGCAAAAACUGCCAUGCUGACUGAAAUGUUAAUAAUCAGCUUGAUUAAUAACGAAAAUCAAACAAGAAAUAAUACACUACAACCAUCUCAUAAAUUUGCUUUGAUACCUAUUCCUGUAUUUAAUUAUGUCGCAUUUAUCCGUAAAAUCGACCUUCAAGAUCUAGGACUUGCGAUGAUAGAAUGGUAUGAAUAUGUAUUUUCUAAAGAAUAUGGUCGAAAAACAGAGUCGAUCAAGGUUCGAAAUGCUAUUUUCGGCACAUUAUUGCAACGAAGAGUUACUAGAUUUUCAACAACAAAACCAUAUAGAGAUGACAAAUUUUUUAUGAAAGAAAUAACUGCAAGGAUCUGCAAACUUUUGAUGAUUCAAAUUUCGAGACUUGAUUCUAUUUCAAUUGAAUCUGCUAGUGUUAGCCCAAGGGUUAAACUCUCUGAAAUUCUUGAAGCUCAUUUUGAAGAGAGUUCUCAAUUCUUUGAGAUAACAAAUGAUUAUAUGGGAAUCAUUUCAUAUCCUGGAGCUAAUAAUUGCUUAUCACAAAUUGCAGAUUUUUCUUGGAAAGAUAUUUGUCCAAGAGCAAUUCAAUUUGUACGUGAUCUUUCUUUGGUAGCUAAAAAUUUAAAAAGAAUCGUAUUCGAUAUCAGAUCACGUACAUUUGCUGAAGAAUCUAAAUUAGCCAUGACGGCUCUUCAUACUUUGAUUGAAGCACAAAUUGCUUUAAGAGAAUUCGAACUUUAUAAUUUCUGUAUAAAUGGACCAGAUUUAAUAAAUGUUCUCAAACGGCAAAAAGAAACUUUAAAUCGUCUCGUAUUCAGGAAUUUGAAUGUAACAAAAUUGGAUUAUAUUUCGGAAAUUGAAAGUUUGAUCAAUCUUGAAGAAUUGGAGAUCAUAGGUGGAAAUCUUGAGAGUAAAGAAUUAGAGUCUUGGCCAAUAAGCAUAACAAAAUUUCCAAAUUUGAAAUUUUAUCAAGUUGAUAACAUAUCACCACCAUCCAUCGAAAUGAUGUCUAAUUUAAUUGAUCAAACAUCGUGUUCAACAUUGAGAUCAUUUAUAUACAUUCAACGAAGGAAAUACUGUCUUCAAUCGACUACAUCAAUUCUUGAAACCGUUAGUCAACAUUGCAUAAACCUUAAAUAUUUUGAAUGUGAUGCAGAAAUAGGAUCAACAGAUCAACUAAUGUCAAUCCUCAAAUCAUCACCAUUUCUUGAAACGAUAAUCGUUAGAAAUAAGAGAAUUCCAUCGAAUAUAAAUGAUCUAUUACGACAUGUUAAGUUGACAAAAUUACGUUAUUUAGAACUCGAAGGACCAUGGAAAUUUUCACCAGAAUCAUUGGAUGUCUUUCUUAAAC
Messenger RNA from Racocetra fulgida, 1471 nucleotides. The record is from the annotation of a GenBank genome assembly. Lineage: Eukaryota; Fungi; Glomeromycota; Glomeromycetes; Diversisporales; Gigasporaceae.